Soboliphyme baturini is the source of this 1041-nucleotide messenger RNA. The record is from the annotation of a GenBank genome assembly. Lineage: Eukaryota; Metazoa; Nematoda; Enoplea; Dioctophymatida; Soboliphymatidae.
GUAAAUGGCGUUAAGCUGAAAUCCUUCGACGUUGGCACUGGUCUCCGCCAAGACUGUGUCCUGUCCCUUCUCCUGUUUGUGUUGUACAUGGACAGAAUAAUCUGCAGCAGCCAAAGCGAUGAGGGUAUCGGUGUACGAGAUAUGGAGACGAGAAGGUUGCUGCUUGCAGACGACCUUGCUUUAUUCGCAUCUUGUGAAACCGAUCCACAGUGCUACCUGGAAUGGUACACAGCCGAGUGCAACGUCACCGGUAUGCGUGUGAACGUGUCUAGAACGAAAAACCUAGUGCUUUCUUGUUCACCUGCCCGCUGCAUUUUUCAGAUUAACGGAGAGGCAGUGGAGCAGUUGGAGAAGAUCAAGUACCUCAGAGUCGUGUUCACGAGUAAUGGAAAAUUUUUUGAAGAGGUCGACCGGCGAGCUGGAGUAGCUGCUGGCUUUCUGCGUGAAUUAGUCCGAACCACUGUGACUGAAGCACUACCGACUGCACUUAAACUAAGCAGAGCUGAGUUUGAAGACCAUGCUGUCGGUGUUCAAGUGGAUCUUGAUUCCCAUGCUCUGCUUGCAUAUUUACUUCCUGCUAUAAGAACACUGAGAGGUCAAAGCUUCGAUGGUUUGGGCACGUGUUGCGAAUGCCUCCAGAAAGGAAAGCAAAGAAACUAUUUCUUGUUCAGACGACCGGCAGAAGGGCCCAGCGGUCAGCCAAGGAAAGACGUGUUUGUUUUCGUAAUGACACGACAUCAGAAGAACGCAACUGCCUCCACUGUGUACACUUAUUACGAGCGCAAGAAGGACCAGAAAGCUUCGGGUUAUGGCACUCUGGAGGAGCGCCUUCCAAAGGAGUCCGUGAAAAGUUUCAACUGCUGCUGUCUGACACUUCAGCCCUGUGUAGAACCGGUCGUCACACCGGACGGUUUUCUUUACGAGAAAGAGGCGAUUUUGGAGUACAUUUUACGAUGCAAGAAAGAAAACGCCAAGAGGAUGAAAGCGUACGAGAAUCAACAGCUCCGCAAGCAGGUGAAACGGGAAAAUAGACAUCUUUGA